AGAUAAUUCUCAAGUGAAAAAUGGCCGCCUGAUAGUUUUCCGUAUUACUCAGUGCAGUUAAAAAUGUGUUUUUCUACGAUGGAAUCGCUUCAAAUUUUCGUACAUACAAGUCAAGAAGUCUGGACCGCAUUGGAUAAGAGUCAUUUUGAAUACAAGAGGGGAAAUUACUGCUGCGGAUAUUUGAGAAGUCAGAGUUCAUACGGUAACCAAGAUAUACAUCGAGAUUUAUACGAUUGUCAGGCGCGGGAGAGACGUCCUUGUAAAACGAGACGGUAAAAAAAAAAUACAAAAGGCAGCGACAUGAUAACGGAAAAUACGCCGAGGGAAAUGAAACAGCAAUUAGACGACGUUUCUAUGAGUUUGCCUAACGAGUCCUACCAGGAAUUAUACGUCUCGAAUACGGUGGCUAGUGAUCGGCCCACGUUUUUGAACACGGAAAAUGAUCUCAAUCUCCCAACAGCGGUUGUAAAAAAUUUGAGAAAUCUAGGAAACGGUAAUUUUACUGGCAUAGCACCCACCUGUCGAAUUGGCAUGUCACUCCUCAUGGAGUUUCCGCUAAAAAUUAUGAACGGGGUCACCAGCUUGUUCAAUUUUCAAUCUCAAUCCCCGGACUCUGAAAUACCAGCCAAAAGGCCAUACUCACCCAAGGUGCACUGUCACAAACAAAUGCCCAUGGAUGUUGCAAGGGGGCGAGGCAGGGGUCGUGGUCGAUCCCAGCUUCGUCGCUCUGGCGUUAGUCAGUCGAGACACAGACAGGAGCAAAUUCGGCAGAGAUUGUCCGCCGACAUUCAGGAUGACCUCAAAGAAUUCGAAGAACUCGGAGAUUGUGAAAACGAUAAGGAAGUACAGAGUACGCCAUGUAUCGAUGAAGAUGGAAGACAGCUUCGCUAUGGAGUCAAUGGUGCAGAAGUCGACACUGGCACUUCGCAAUUUCCAUUGACGUUCGGGUACUUCAAUGUGAAAUGCAGAAAACAGAAGCAACAACAAACAAACUACAACCAAGGUCUGAUCUCUAAUAAUUGUAACGACAGAUACGUACCUGAAUGCCCGAUAGAUGUCACAGCCUAUGCGUGUACUGACAAAAAUGAAGAGACUGAAUCAGAGAUGAACAUUAACAGAAGUAGGCUUCAUUCGGACAGUUCCGUUGACUCUGAGGAUAGCUGUUACAUUGUUUUUGAAAAUAGUUCAGAUUCCGAAUAUGAUUAUACUACGACUGACGAUGAAGAUGAGGAUCAAAAUUGCGACUCUGGAAAUUGUAGAUCAAAAUUAAAGGUACGGUUUUCGCAACACCCUGUAAUUCAUACGAUGAUUGCAUGGGAUUAUGCAUAUCGAGCAGCUCGGAAAGGUCCAUGGGAAGCAAUGGUUCGUGACAGAGCAAGAUUUAAGGACCUGAUCAACAAAAUGUCCAAAAUAUUGGAUCCAAUUUUAAAACCUCAGCAUCGCAUUGAAAUUUGGCAGCACCGUUUUGCUAACGACCUGUAGAAGGGGCACCGACUGUGGUGUGAAUUAUUAAGAUUUCACAAAUAUCAGGCUAUAGGAUAGAACAUAGGUAUUAAUUCAAUAGAACAUUUUCUUUAGUUAUCGCUCUUUCUCUCGAUUUCUUCCCGUUAUUUUGACUAUUGUAAUACCUGAAAGAAAGGGAUAAAGAUCAACUUCAAGAGCAUUUAAAAUUGACAGUGAAGUAGCUUUUCAAUCAUUCAGACUGUCUCCCAAAUUAUAUACACACCUUUUAACCAAGACGUACUUUGUGUACGAAUUUGAGUCAAGAUUCUGCGUUUAUCAUACGUAUGAUAAAUCCUAGGUAACGGCUCUCGAAGCAAUUUACUUUCUAUGUUGUAAAGCAUCAUUGCUGUCAGACACAACGAAGCUUACAAAAUUAUUAUGUGUAUUAAAAAACAAAAUUCACUUAUAAUAUAACUUUGAAUUUGAUUUUCUGGAUUAGCACAAAAAGUCUCAUUAACUUGAAAUGAAGCUGAUUUCGUCCAAUUCGAUUUGAAGCUACACCCAAUUUUAUCUUGAGAGAUUUCGUUUCUCAUGGCCAGAAAAAUUGCUUCAGAAAUAAUAAUUGUAGCAGAAACGAAUUUGAAUCUUAUAUCAUAUAAGUUUGAAAGACUAUGUUGAUAAACUUCAAUCUAAAAAAUUGCUAAAAGAUGAUGGAAACCAGUAUACACCCGCAUUUUAUGAAUUCAUAUAGCUUACAUUCAAACUUUUAUUUUUGAAGUUACCACAUCAAGUACAGCAUGAGAUUUAGUGAUCGUCAUACAUGUGUGCAUACAAAUACACAAAUAUCAGAGACAUAAAUCUACAAUGUAGCACAGACCGCAUGUCUCUUGAAAUUCAGCAUCCAAUCUCAUAUUUUUGCCAAGUUGCUCGUAUUUCACGUGUCAUAGGGUAUAUGGGUUCUAGUUGAAUACUUUCUUCCGUGUUUAAGAUUUGUGCAAUCAAGCUCUAUUUUCGUAUGCGUAAACCAAAGCACAUGAUGUAUCUAUUUAAUUAGCAUAUUUUUUUUACCUUGUGGACAUUGCAUGGGCUGUAAAAAUAAAAUUGUUUUAGGAAUAUUAAUAUAUAAAUAUAAUAUAUGUUAACCUGCUGUAAUUCAAAUAUUCAAAGAUACUUAGGAACUUAGAAUCUGUAUGUACCAUAUUAUUGUUUAAUUCUGUACACAUAAAAAGAAAAAUUCAUUCUUAACGCCCUUUUCAUGUUUAUUAGUAUGUACGUAAACGAUAUUUUAUUUUCACUCACUAAUGAAUCAUAUACCCUAUUAUCACCGUGUUAAUAUACUAAAUUCAAGUUCGAAUUAGAAUUUUAUUAAAAUUCAUUAAUCGUUUUUUUCCUCUGCCUCAUACGAUAUAAAUUUUAUUACAUGUUAUCGGAAAACAUGGAUACAAAUAAUGUAUCAAUAAAAUGCGAGGGGUCGAACACAGAUGGGGUCAAGUAGAGUAGAAUUCAAUAUCGAGAUAUUUGACACCAAAAUCAGUUUGUUGAGUCGUGCUUUGAUUGUUAUUCAGGUGUACCUAGCAUGUUAUAUGUGGGUAUCGCUCAUGGUGUUAAUUGAAAUCGAAACUUAUGUUUAAAAAUAACUCCCAAUCUGAACUGAAUAUUCAAUGUGAUUAAAGAUUGAAGAGACAAACGUAAAAUUUAUAGAUAGUGUUAUUUUAUACAUAGGUAUACAUACGUAAGAUAGAAAACGAUACAGUGAUAAAAGAAUUAUCGCAAAUAAAUCAUCAUUGUGUUUGCUUAAAGAAUAUUCGACAUUCUUGUGUAAAUAUCGCUAGGAAAGAUUAUCAGACAUUAUAAUAGCAAAAGUUUUCUGCUCAUUCUCUUUGUAUAGAUAUUCAAGUUAAAGUUUUCCAGACUCUGGAAUACAGACAGUCUGUAUGAUAUUGAUAUCAGUUGUUAUUCGAGAAUGGAGUUAUAGUCAGAUAAGAACGUGCCCCGUACUCGGAAAGUGAAUUACCUUUGAUGUUACUGUAUAUUAUUUGCGUACGUUCAAUUAUCGCUGUAAAAGUAGUAUAAUUGUAAUUAAAAUAUCUUACAAGAGUAUAUAUCAAUUAUAAGUCUUAAUAUAAUAGAUAAAAAAUAUAUAUAUUCAUUAUUAAA
This is a messenger RNA of Neodiprion fabricii, 3600 nucleotides long. RefSeq lists its product as uncharacterized. The transcript is spliced from 2 exons. Gene Ontology annotation, biological process: response to endoplasmic reticulum stress. The record is from RefSeq and is a predicted model, not a curated record. Gene Ontology annotation, molecular function: protein phosphatase regulator activity. Gene Ontology annotation, cellular component: endoplasmic reticulum; protein phosphatase type 1 complex. The coding region runs from base 301 to 1482 and encodes 393 amino acids. Lineage: Eukaryota; Metazoa; Arthropoda; Insecta; Hymenoptera; Diprionidae.